Sebastes umbrosus (honeycomb rockfish) is the source of this 2089-nucleotide messenger RNA. RefSeq names its product PHD finger protein 6 (gene phf6). Lineage: Eukaryota; Metazoa; Chordata; Actinopteri; Perciformes; Sebastidae. The record is from RefSeq and is a predicted model, not a curated record. Gene Ontology annotation, cellular component: nucleus. The coding region runs from base 196 to 1284 and encodes 362 amino acids. The transcript has 11 exons.
GUCCUAGCAGGAAGUCCUGUUGUCUCCAGCUAUCUGCAGCUGGCUUGAUGCUAGUGUGACUAGCUCACGAUCACUGCUGAAGGACGGAAACAAACACAGUCACUGCUCAGAUCACUCUCCCAUCUUCUCCCACCGUCUCCCAGCGAGAUAAUAUCAUCCUAGCAGAGACUUGUCCAAACAGAAAAGCCUUUGGUCAUGUCAGGACAGAGGAAAGGAGCUGCAGCCCGGCUGCUCAAAUGUGCCUUCUGCAGAACCAACCGGGACAAGGAGUGCGGCCAGCUGCUACUGUCUGACAGCCAGAAGGUGGCAGCCCACCAUAAGUGCAUGCUUUUCUCCUCUGCCCUGGUCACAUCUCACUCAGACAGCGGCAACAUUGGAGGAUUUUGCAUUGAGGAUGUGAAAAAGGAGAUCAAGAGGGGAAAUAAACUGAUGUGUUCUUCAUGUCACCGACCGGGCGCUACGAUCGGCUGUGAUGUGAAAACGUGCCGGAGGACGUAUCACUAUUACUGCGCUCUGAAGGACAAAGCUCAGAUCAAAGAGAAUCAAUCACAAGGGAUUUACCUUGUUUACUGUCGCAAACACCGGGAUGCCGCUCACGAUGGCAUUCAAGAUGAAGAGGAAGCUGUGGCCAAUGAUUCAGACUCAUUGCCUCCACAAAGUAGGGGCAGAGGAAGGUUUGAGAAAGGGAGGGCCAAGGCGGGAUCUCGUGGCAAAUCGGAAGACGCCCGCUCCACUUCCUCGCAGGCUGCAGACGAGGAGAGUUCCUCCCAUCGGGACAGGUCCCCUCUUCGGGCCAGCCCGGGAGAUGGCGGCCAGCGCUGUGGCUUCUGUCACGCUGGGGAUGAAGAGAAUGAAACGAGGGGCAUGCUUCAUACCGAUAACUCAAAAAAAGUGGCAGCACACUACAAGUGUAUGCUUUUUUCAUCGGGGACAGUGCAGCUGACCACCACGUCACGGGCUGAAUUUGGAAACUUUGAAGUGAAAACAGUCAUCCAGGAAAUCAAGAGAGGGAAAAGAAUGAAAUGCACUCUGUGCACUCAGUUGGGCGCCACCAUCGGGUGUGAAAUCAAGGCAUGUGUGAAGACCUACCACUAUCACUGCGGCCUGCAGGACAAAGCCAAGUACAUUGAAAACAUGGCACGUGGAAUCUACAAACUAUAUUGUAAGAACCACAGUGGCAACGAGGAGAGGGAUGAAGAAGAUGAGGAACGAGAGAAUCGCAGUAGACAGAAGGCAGCAAACAACCACGGAGGCACACCGUCAACGCAAGUGAAUGGCAACUAGGUUGGCCUGACGGACGUGACGUGGGGUGAAAACAGAAGAACUCAAAGGAGGGCGAGAUAUUUUUUAUACUGAAUCUUAGCCCACUCACAAAGUCGUGGUCUACAAGCUCCCACGAGUCCUUCACACGGUUUCCUCCAGUAAAUGGACAUGAUGUCCCAACGUGCACCAGAUGUCUUCUACAUGUGAAACCCUGUUUUGAGUUGACUGGAUGAGCUUUUCACAGACUGGUGGUACUCUGCAGAGCGCCGGACUGCCGCAGGAUCAUGAAAAGCCAUGGCUAACCUUUCCCAAGAGCCAGUGAUGGGCUCAAUUUCAAAUACAUGUAUUCUUUCCGUGAAUAAGAGCUGAUGGACUGAUCUUCUGAUUGUCACUCACUGCCCAUGUCCCCACAGAUUACUCUCGCUCUUCCUUCGCUUCUAAAGGACUCACUUUUAAGAGGGGUCUGUUUGUUACUAGUCUCUCUAUCAAGUUGUGCAGUUUGAUUACCUUGUUUCUGUAAUCACGUCUUAAGAAUACUCUUUUCAUGUUAGCUUUUCUUUCUUGAUAUGUAAUAUUUUGCUACUGUAUUAUCAUCAUGAGUCAUUUUGAAUAUCUGGAUUUCAGACAGUCGCAUUUACAAGUUUCGCCAGCAUGCACUUGGAUUCUCCCACUGUUCAAGGUGGCAUUUUUUUAUUUAGCUACUAAAGGGCAAAGUAGAGCUCUUUAGAGGAGUUGGCUUGACUUUGUUUGAUGUACUGUUACUUGUAUCUCUACAAAUGUAUCCAUGAAUGAUUGGAAAUAGAACAUAUUUUAUUUUACACAUUUA